Molecule: messenger RNA, 1530 nt
Organism: Amoebophrya sp. A25
Lineage: Eukaryota; Dinophyceae; Syndiniales; Amoebophryaceae
Source: the annotation of a GenBank genome assembly
AGUGAGAGAAGUAGUUAUUUUUGCGCGUUGAAGUAUAAAGGUUGAGUAUUUGUUUUUUUAACGCAGUCGCAGUGGUACUCUAUGCAUGGCAUAAUUUUCCCUGUAGAUCAUUGAUGAAGUUAUGAAUUUUGAUUUUUUGUACUAACUUCUCAAUCGUACAACUACAACAAGAAUGAAGGAGGCAGCUGUUAGGUGCGAUCCUCAUCUUUGACGCGAACAAGAGCUUUGCCAGGCUUGCGACGCUAGGAAACUCCGCAUUCAUUCCUGUCCAGACGCUGCAGCAAGUCCUUUCUUUCUACUGUCACCACAGGUUUCGGGGUCCGAGUUCCGACCGUCCCUGCGACGCUAAGAGCGCAGUUUCUGCGAGCACGAGCGCUACGACAAGAUGAUUCACUUUGUCCUUAUGGUGAACAAGCAAGGGCAAACGAGGUUGAGUCAAUAUUACGAAUUCCUGUCAAUAAGGGAGCGCGCGCAGCUAGAGGGAGAACUCAUACGGAAAUGCCUAUCCAGGCAUGAGAACCAGUGUUCCUUUCUGGAGUACCGGAACUACAAAGUGGUCUACAGACGAUAUGCUUCGUUGUACUAGAGUUUUACUUCUACAGACGAUAUGGAUAUGCUUCGUUGUACUAGAGUUUUACUUUUACUUUUCUUUUUUCGGUUUUUGUUUUUUCUAGUUAGAUAUGCUCCACCAACAUCAUUGUCUUUGUCACGAUGGCGAUUCCAGCUUUUGUUUCAAAAUGGGAUAGCCGAUAGCGAAGAUACUCACAUAGUCCCAGCACUGGUACAUGUACAUGCUUCUUCAGGUACUUCAUUAUUGGGUGUGACCACGAGGAAAACGAAUUGGGAUACCUCGAGUUCAUCCACACGUUGGUGGAGACGUUGGACAAGUACUUCGAAAACGUCUGCGAGCUGGAUAUCAUGUUCAAUUACGAGAAAGGGUUACAAAUGAUUGAAGCAUAGCGGUAGUUAGUAUGAGACCUACUGGUUGUACUACUAGUCUGUAGUAGAGCUCAAAGAACGCACUACUAAUAGUACCAGUUGUACCAGAACAACAAAAAUAACUAGAAUUUUUUGCGCCACUACUAGUGCUUGGUAGUCGUGGUGAAAAAGUAUCCCACUGUCCUUUACAACAGUGAAAAAUGUAGUCCCUUCACAUCUUCUAAUCCGAUCUCGAAAAAGCGCAUUUUAUCUUGGACGAGAUGGUCCUCAACGGUUGCAUCGUUGACACGAACAAAUAUAACGCUUUAAACCCGCUCUAUUUAAUGGAGAAGCACAGUGUCGGAACAUGACAACAUCUCCGAGAAGCACAACUGCGCAGCUUUAUGUCAUGGACAAUUGCGUCUUACGAGGGCGGACUGCGCGACUCGAUAGAAGAAAAUCUCAUUCGAAUAUGUGUGAAGUUCAUCACGACCCUGCUGCUACGCCAUUCUUGAAAAAUGAAGACCCCUCAUGUGAACAUCAAUCCCCGAUUUCCCUCUGGCAACAUCCUUCGAAAUUACAGAACUAGAAGUAUGCUCCUCUUGUGCACAU